AUCCCUGGCAUAGAAUAUACAUGAUUCUAAAAUAAACAACAUAAUAAGCUUAUUACUAAAGAUAACCGAAAAAUGUCGUCUGAAGAAAAGUAUUACUUUAAAGAGGAAUUAGCCUACACGGAAGAUCAUGUGUUGGUGAAGAAUCUCUUUCUAAUUAAUAUUGAAGAAGGACUAGAGAAGCAGCAAAUUCAAGAGCAUUUUGAGAAAUAUGGAUGCGUUGAACAAUUGCAUCUGUUUCCGUGUGAAAAUAAAAGAAGAAGUAACUGCGAUGUCUUUAAGAAUGGAACACGAACUGGCUACGUUGUCUUUGAGAAUCCUCGUUCUGCUGCCAAUGCAUUGGAAAACGAAAUCCAUACGGUCAAUGAAUGCCAUAUAAGAGUCCAGCCAAGUUAUAGUUGGUUUCAACCACAUGCCGAGAAAAUGCCGGAUAAACCGGAAAAUGUGAAUCCCAAUGAGAAAACUGCUGUCAUUAUGAAACUGAACGAUGAUUGUUUAGAGCAUAUAUUCCGGCAAUUAUCACAAUCUGAUCGCAUUCGAUUUGCACGCACUUGUUUUCGUUUCCGAUGCAUUUAUGAGGCAAUGUCGCCGAAGCUGGACAAAUUUAUAGAUUUUGAAAUAUUCAAAGAAAUGACUGCAUGGGAAGUGCGUGAUUUUUUUCAACUUUCCGGACGUAAUGUAAAGGAAAUCGAUGGCUUUAUACCAUACCAUUACCGUGAUCUCGUCUGCAACUUUCUUGGGAAGCAUUGCAUUAAUUUACAGUCAAUGGAAAUCCGAAAUGACAUUUCGUACGACAUAUUUAAAUUGCUUGCAAAUCUAAAUAGUCUUCAAAAUCUGCUAAUAUAUGGAAACGGUCUUACCGGUGAGGAUCUGCAAGCGAUCGAGCAUUUAAGUCAGCUUAAGAAACUGUAUUUCCUCGGCAUUGAAAUUACGAGUACAGAUCAUUUGAAUUAUUUGCCAAAGUCUAUUGAGACGCUGUUACUAUCAAGCGACGGUGCAACACGGCACCCGGAAUUCUUGAUUGAAAUAUUUGAAAGGCUACCGCUGCUCAAAGAAUUGCACAUACCAAGCUUUAUUCUCGAAAAUCCGUGUUUUGAGCAGCUUAUCAGCGACAAGUGCUGUGAAUCUUUGGAGACUCUCUCUAUUGGCUGCAGUUAUCACAGGCUUGAUGAUUAUAAUCACAUUGCAAAGCUACCAAGCCUCAGAAACUAAUGUUGUAUAACAAUUGUGUUUCUAAUGCAAUGCCUCCAAUGCUAAUGACAUGGCUGGUGGAGCAUAAGUCUAAGCAGUUGGAACAUCUCGAAAUACAUACAUGUUUUCAAAACUUAAUCAAUUUCGAGAUCCUUCCACAGAUUGGAAAGCUGAGAGCAUUGCGUACACUGGUUUUUGAAAACUGCGACAUCGUCACCGACCGCGGAUUAGAGGCACUAUUUACCUUGCAAGAUUUGACAGAAAUCACUAUCACUUUUAAUGAUAAAAUCACUGACAGUGGUGUACUUCGACUGUUCCUUGCCUGUCCCAAACUUCAAGUGUUAAAUCUGAAGAAUUGUGAGCAACUCACGGAAAAGCUUCUUCAUGAUAUUAUUUUAAAACUACAAAAUAAUCAACAUUUUCGCCCACUUCCUGUUAAACUACUUGUGUACGGCACCAAAGUCAAUGAAUUAACACUAUUAAAUGCGGAUGUGACUGCCAGGAAUAUAAUCGAUGUAGAUUUUGAUAUACAUGCAUAAGUAAUAUUGUCGGAGAACUAAAAGUAGUAAUUUUUCCAAAAAAGUAUUUAAUUUUUUGAAUUUAAUUAAUUUAAUUUUGAUUUUCGUAGCGCUACAAGUGGACGCUUAUAAUUAUGGCACUGGUCACUAACCUUAAUUUAUUUUAAAGCUAGACUUUUUAAAUGCGUAGCAGAGUCUUUGUUUUAAGUUGGUCCGGAAACAGAUUCAGAUUUGCUUAAACCAAAUCGAAAGCAAAACUUAAUCUGUUUCCGGAAUACCCCUAUAAAAUCGCAAAAUUCCAGGUGAUAGCUAUAAAUUAGCUAGAUCUGUUACCAACAGAUCAUUUUCAGCUCGUGAUAAACAAGAAGUAAACAUUUACUUUCUUUUGAUAUAAUAAAAUAAAUAUUUGUAUAAUUUAUAAAA
Molecule: messenger RNA, 2129 nt
Organism: Drosophila innubila
Lineage: Eukaryota; Metazoa; Arthropoda; Insecta; Diptera; Drosophilidae
Exons: 2
Coding region: 73-1209 (378 amino acids)
Molecular function (GO): RNA binding; protein binding
Source: RefSeq, a predicted model, not a curated record